Beta vulgaris subsp. vulgaris (sugar beet) is the source of this 489-nucleotide messenger RNA. RefSeq names its product transcriptional regulator TAC1. NCBI's taxonomy places the organism in Eukaryota, Viridiplantae, Streptophyta, Magnoliopsida, Caryophyllales, Amaranthaceae. The transcript has a single exon. Bases 1 to 489 code for a protein of 162 amino acids. The record is from RefSeq and is a predicted model, not a curated record.
AUGGAUAUUAAUGGAGGAAGUACAGGAAUAAGAUCAUAUGAUUGUGUUUUUUGUCAAAGAGGAUUCACCACAGCUCAAGCUUUAGGAGGGCAUAUGAACAUUCAUAGAAAAGAUAGAGUUAACCCUACUACUACUAUCAUCAAUAAACCUAAUAUUAGCCCUAGUAUUAAUAAGGAGCAUAGUAAUAAUACUUUACUUAGCAACAAAGAUAUGUUGUUAGAAGAAGAUAAUCAUCAUGUUGAUGAUAAUGAUGAUGAUGAUGAUGCUACAAGAUUAUCUAAGAAUCAUCAUAGUAAUGGAGGCAGCUCUAGCUUCACGGGGAGGUUUCAUCGGUUUCUUGGAUCGGAGAAAUGGCCGGGUGAUCGGAAUCCGGUGUCGAGGCGAGGCGGCUCAGGUCAUGUGCUUGAGAAGAGGGUUCAAGAUCAAGAUCAUAGUAAGGAGGGAGAAGAGUUGGAUCUUGAGCUUCGUCUUGGUCAUUAUUCAUGGUAA